CUCCCAUGAUGCACUGCUGUGGUGUAUCUCUUCCUGGUCGGUCCGUGUGUGUGCCUGACCCAGCAGCUGACGGGGCAGAGAAGUCUGAAUGAAAGCUGCGGUGAGCCUGCAAUGCCCCUGGAGGUGAAAUGGCCGUUUCCACAGUGCCCUCGCCUGGGCUGGAGGAUAUCCAGUUCAGUAGUCAUGGGCAUGGUGGGAUCCUACAGCUACCUGUGGACCAAGUACGCGAACUCCCUGUCCGUGCACAACCAGGACGUUCUGCUGGACUUAGUUGAUGAACGUCCUCAGAACACGCCCCUGAUCACUGUGUCCAAUCACCAGUCCUGCAUGGAUGACCCACAUAUCUGGGGGGUGUUGAAGUUUCGGCAGCUAUGGAACUGGAAAAAAAUGAGGUGGACUCCCACUGCCGCUGACAUUUGUUUCACCAAGGAGCUGCACUCUCGGUUUUUCAGCAGGGGAAAGUGUGUUCCUGUGGUUCGGGGUGAUGGAGUUUAUCAGAGGGGAAUGGACUUCCUGGUAGAAAGACUCAAUCAGGGGGACUGGGUGCACGUGUUUCCAGAAGGAAAAGUGAACAUGACAGAAGAGUUUAUCAGGUUUAAGUGGGGGGUCGGACGAUUAAUAGCAGAAUGUUCCCUUCAUCCAAUCAUAUUACCGCUGUGGCAUGUGGGUUUGAAUGACGUUCUUCCAAAUGAAACACCGUACAUCCCUCGGACAGGAAAGAAAAUAACUGUCUUGGUUGGAAAGCCCUUCAUGGUCAAGCACUUGGUGGAUUCUCUGAGAGCAGAAGACAGAAGUCCGAUGGAAAUGAGGAAAGCUGUGACCGACUUCAUUCAGGCCGAGUUUCGCACUUUAAAAUCGCAGGCUGAAGCUCUUCAUCACAGGAUACAGGCCGGCCGGUGAUCCCUCAUCACUAGCUUCUCUUUCCUCAGGAGAAAUGCUGGACCUGAACUGAACCACAGAGUGCACACCCCUGCUUCAGCAGACAGCGAGACAGCAGAGAGCAGUCUUUCUCUCAGUCUUUCUUACAGUCUGAGAGGAGAAGAAGAUAAAGAAGAAGAAGAAGCAGCAGCAGCAGCAGGUGUAUCUGUGCAGAGGAUUCUCUUGCAUCUGCUGAAUGAUUAUAGAUAAUAGAUUAUAGAUCAUAUCGUCCAUUUUUAAAUCCCUCCUGAUCAAUACUUCUUACUUACAUCCAUCCAGGGUCUGUAUAUAUAAAGUGUGGAGACAGAAUUGCUCUGUUUUUCCUCACAUAUGAAAGAAAUAGUUUUCUAGAUUUGUGGUGACCUGAGCCAUAUUUUGAUGAAAUGUUUGAUACAAUGAUUAUAAUAAUUUUAGAUUUUUAAUAGCCUAUAUGCUAAUUUGCCAAUUAAUGAUGUCCAAUCAUUGUCAGGUUGUAAUUAUUAGGAGUGUAAUGGAAAAUGAGUAAAAUGGGUCAAAUGGGUCAUGGCUUGGUUUGAAACGCAGUUUAAACCUCACAGUUCGCUAUAGGGCCCAAUCCCAUUUCACCCCUUGGCCCUACCACUUACCCCUACCCCUCUGUAGGGGUUCUUGUUAGGCUGGAGGGGUGGGUUAGGGGUUAGGUUAGGGCUUGUUAGCCCUUCAAACUGAUAUUUUUUAGAUGCACACUUCAAACCGAGGGUGGUGAGAUGGCGGAAGAAAAGCGACCAAAGAAAGCCAAAAAUAGGUUAAGCAUUUUCUUGUUAAAAGUGACUAUUAGCUGGGCGCCGAGUGGUCCAGCGGUCUAAUGCGCUGUCACUAUGAGCGGGAGGUCGCAGGUUCGAACCCCACUCAUGCAGCUUUGCCAUCAGCUGCCGGUGCUUAGAGGGAGAAAAAUUGGCCCUGCUCCCUCCAGGAUGGGUAGAUGGCGCUCUCUCCCCAUCACACUCAAGGUGGCGCUGGGCGGCAUGAGGCAUCUGUGAGCUGAUGUAUCGGAACCUGGCCGCUGUGCUUUCCUCAGAGCGCGCUG
Messenger RNA from Astyanax mexicanus (Mexican tetra), 1963 nucleotides. RefSeq names its product tafazzin, phospholipid-lysophospholipid transacylase (gene tafazzin). Bases 112 to 900 code for a protein of 262 amino acids. Gene Ontology annotation, cellular component: mitochondrial membrane. Lineage: Eukaryota; Metazoa; Chordata; Actinopteri; Characiformes; Acestrorhamphidae. Gene Ontology annotation, biological process: inner mitochondrial membrane organization; cardiolipin acyl-chain remodeling. The record is from RefSeq and is a predicted model, not a curated record. The transcript has 11 exons. Gene Ontology annotation, molecular function: 1-acylglycerophosphocholine O-acyltransferase activity.